Molecule: messenger RNA, 4288 nt
Organism: Zophobas morio
Lineage: Eukaryota; Metazoa; Arthropoda; Insecta; Coleoptera; Tenebrionidae
Product: ATP-binding cassette subfamily C member 4-like
Exons: 12
Coding region: 287-4177 (1296 amino acids)
Biological process (GO): transmembrane transport
Cellular component (GO): membrane
Molecular function (GO): ABC-type transporter activity; ATP hydrolysis activity; ATP binding
Source: RefSeq, a predicted model, not a curated record
AUUCUAAAUAAUAAAAUAUGGGGCUCGCUUCAGAACAAAUCCUAUUUACGAGUUUUUAUAACCAAACUUCUUAUCUGGCACUCACAAAAGGAUCACACUGUUUAUCGAGCAGAAAAGAUAACUCCAACGACUUGCGACUCAUUAAUGUACAUAUUUAUCCAUUAUACAUAUGUAAAUUUCUCCAGCAUUUAUUUUUCAUGAAAAGAUUCUAUUAUCUUUAAGUCGACAUUCGACGAAUAUUUGAUUAAAACAAGAAUAGUUUUGCCGAAAUAUUGAACUCUUCAUUAUGGAAGCAGUUUAUAGUUUGAAACACGAAAAUCCCAGAAUCAGAGCCAAUAUAGUUUCGAAGAUCUUUUUUGUAUGGAUGAUGAAGCUAUGUUACAAAGGAACUAAAAAAACCCUCGAAGUAAUUGACCUUUACAAAACCCUCGCAUGUGACGAAUCAGAACCAUUAACAAACAAUCUUGAAAAGAACUGGAACCAAGAACUGGUCGACUCCAAACUAGGAGCUAAAAAAAGCCCCAGUUUGGUUAGAGCAAUCAUAAAAACUUUCUUCUGGAACUACAUGACCUACGGUAUUUGUCUCUUCGUCCAGAUGAUGUUAAUCCGAUCAUUCCAACCCUUCGUACUCGCAUACUUCAUCAGUUUAUUUUCCGACGACAUCGAAACCGACCAAAACCAGAUGUAUAUUUACGGUUCGGUUCUAAUGAUUCAGUCAAUUUUGCUUGUAGUUUCUAUCCAUCACAUCGAGUGUGGACAAGCCUCAGUCGGAAUGCGGAUACGCAUCUCCGUUUCUUCACUGAUUUACAGAAAAAUGUUAAGACUCAGCAAAAAAUCUUUAGGGGAAACUGCAGCUGGUCAGGUCGUUAAUUUGUUGUCAAAUGACGUCAAUCGAUUCGAUUUUGUUACCCUAGCUCUGCACUACUUGUGGAUUGCACCGCUUCAAAUUGUGCUCGUAACUUACUUAAUUUGGAUUGAAAUGGGGGUUUCCACUUUGGCGGGGGUGCUCUUCAUUCUAUGCCUGACUCUACCGGUACAAGCUUACUUGGCCAAACUCACCUCGCGUUUUCGGUUAGCCGUAGCCCAAAGAACAGAUCGAAGAGUACGUUUAAUGAACGAGGUAAUUUCUGGGAUUCAGAUAAUCAAGAUGUACGCUUGGGAAAAACCAUUCGAACAAAUCAUCAAAAUGGCGCGCAAAAACGAAAUCAACGCUAUAACGAAGGCAUCGUACUUAAGAGGAAUAUUCUUAAGCUGCAUGGUUUUCAUAGAACGAGCAACACUUUUUCUCACAGUGACUUGUUUUUUCUUAUUGGGGAAUCCCAUAACAGCAGAUAAGGUUUUCUCAAUUGCACAGUACUUCAACGUUCUCCAAAUGGCAAUGGCGAUUUGUAUUCCCAUGGCUGUGACUUUCGGCGCCGAAUCUUUGAUAUCAAUUCAGAGACUGCGUGAAUUCCUUUUAUUAGAAGAGAAAUCGGAAUCAGCGGUUGAGCUUAAAACCAAUGAAAACGUAACUUUCACGAAUGUUAAUGCUUCCUGGACCUCCGACAAAACAACUAUAAGCGACUUCAGUUUGUGUGUCCCGAGUGGGAGUUUGUGUGCCAUCGUGGGACCCGUCGGUGCCGGUAAAUCUUCGAUUCUUCAGAUGCUCCUGGGGGAACUACCGCCAACAACGGGGUCGAUCCAUGUAGGAGGCACCAUAUCGUACGCAUCCCAGGAGUCUUGGUUGUUUGCGUCAAGCGUGCGCAAUAACAUCUUGUUUGGUCAAAAGUACGACAGGGCUCUUUAUCGAAAGAUAGUCAAAGUAUGUGCUUUAGAGAAAGACUUUCAACAGUUUCCUCAAGGUGACAGAACUGUGGUGGGCGAAAAAGGGGUUUCUUUGAGUGGAGGACAAAGAGCUCGAGUCAACCUAGCGAGGGCUGUUUACAGACAAGCCGAUAUUUACUUACUGGACGAUCCCUUAUCUGCAGUUGAUACACACGUCGGUAAACACCUCUUUGAAGAAUGCGUUCUUAGAUACUUAAAAGAUAAAACUAGAAUUUUGGUGACUCAUCAGUUGCAGUAUUUGAAACAAGCGGAUUAUAUUGUGGUCAUAAACGAAGGGCGGAUCGAGGCUCAGGGAACUUUCAGCGAGUUGAUCAACAGCGAUGUGGAUUUUACUAAAUUGUUGGUUUCUGAAGACGAGGAGAGCGAACAGGUGGAAGUUAAAGCCGUCAGAGACAGAGCAGCGUCGAUCGUUUCACACAAAAGUAUUGCAAGUGAAAAGAGCGAAAUAGUCGAAAAAGUGGAAAAUAUGGAAGAAAUGAGCGCUUCGGAUGGCACUCCGUUCGAAGACUACAUUAAAGCGUCUGGAAGCUGUUGUAAAAUAUUCGGUCUGAUUUCUCUUUUGAUUUUGGCUCAAGCUUGUUGUAACGGUGCCGACUUGUGGCUUACGCUAUGGACGCAGCAGGAAUCAAUAAGAAACUCCAACAUCUCCGUCACCAAUUCGUCGAACGACUGGUUGGACGCGGUCACAGAUACUCUUACUUCCGGCGACGAAAUCAUCCGCCUAAUCAAAUCAGAAGUCUUCAUCUACUUCUACUUGGUGGUUAUAAUUCUAGCGAUUAUUCUCACCUUGUCGCGAUCCUUUGCCUUCUUUAAAAUGGCGAUGAACGCCUCGAAAAACUUACACAACCAAAUGUUCCACUCGCUUCUGCAAGCUCCAAUGCGAUUCUUCGACACGAACCCCAGCGGUCGAGUCCUGAACCGUUUUUCCAAAGAUAUGGGUGCCGCCGAUGAAUUUCUGCCACGCGUUUUAAUCGACGCCAUCCAAAUACUUCUCGUGAUGUCAGGAAUUCUGAUCAUGAUCGUCAUCGCUAACUACUACAUGUUAGUCCCGAUAGUGAUCAUCGGGUUCUUAUUUUUUAAAGUUCGUGGAUGGUACUUGGCCACCGCUAGAGAUGUCAAACAUCUGGAAGGCAUGACAAAAUCUAGCGUUUUUUCGCACCUCAAUUCCACUUUCAACGGAAUCACGACAAUCAGAGCGUCAAAAGCUGAACAGGUUUUGAUGAGGGAGUUUGAUUUGCACCAGGACACGCACACGUCGGCUUGGUUUUUGACGAUAUCCACAAGAGUCGCUUUUGGCUUGUGGCUGGACUUGCUGAGCGUGACUUUCAUUACGAUCGUGAUCUUCAGCUUUAUACUCCUCACGUAUUAUUCCUACGUGAGCGGUAGCUUUGUUGGGUUGGCCAUCUCUCAGUCGCUGAUUCUAUCGGGAAUGCUGCAAUACGGAAUGCGACAAACAGCCGAAGUGGUAAAUCAACUCACGAGUGUGGAAAGAGUGAUGCAGUACAGUAGACUUGACAAUGAGCAUGCAAACGCUAGGGCUAUAGAAACUGUGAAACAAUCGUGGCCAAGUAGAGGUUUAGUCGAGUUUAGAGAUCUUUCGCUGAGAUACUCAGAAUCCGAUCCUCCGGUUUUGAGAAACUUGAACUUUGAUAUAACUCCUGGAAGUAAAAUUGGUAUUGUUGGUAGAACGGGAGCUGGGAAGUCAUCGCUCAUUUCCGCCCUGUUCCGUCUGGCUCCCAUCGAAGGCGGAAUUUUUAUAGAUGGAGUGAACACUCAGUCGAUUCCCUUGGGUCAAUUAAGAAAGUGCAUUUCCAUCAUACCUCAAGAACCUGUACUGUUUUCGGCCACUCUGCGUUAUAAUUUGGACCCAUUUCAGGAGUUUGACGACCGUAAAUUGUGGGAUGUAUUAGAACAGGUUGAAUUGAAAGAGAGUGUGCGGGAUCUCGACAUAAUCGUCUCCGAAGGCGGCAGUAAUUUCAGUCUAGGCCAGAGGCAGCUCGUAUGUCUGGCCAGAGCGAUUCUGAGAAACAACAAAAUUCUGGUUUUGGACGAAGCGACUGCUAACGUCGAUCCAAGAACCGAUUCUUUAAUCCAACACACCAUCCGAAAACGGUUUCGGGAUUGUACCGUUUUAACGAUUGCACAUCGCCUCAACACCAUCAUGGAUUCCGACGGAGUUCUGGUGAUGAAUGCGGGACGCAUGGUUGAGUUCAACCAUCCACAUGUCUUGUUACAAGAGGAAGACGGGUACUUUUCGAAAAUGGUGGCGGAAACGGGGCCUGCGAUGGCCCUGCAGUUAAAACAGAUCGCAGAAGAAUUUUACAGCGUAAAUGUAAUUAAAAGUGAAGUCUGAUGUAAUGUUAGUUGACUCUAACAUCAAGCGUAAUUAAAGAAAACAGUAAUCGAGUACACAGAACGUCGAGAUAAGGAGUUUUAAUGACCGCGCUUCAGUUAGGUAUGUACG